Messenger RNA from Thamnophis sirtalis, 2466 nucleotides. NCBI's taxonomy places the organism in Eukaryota, Metazoa, Chordata, Lepidosauria, Squamata, Natricidae. The record is from RefSeq and is a predicted model, not a curated record.
UUUUAUCUGCUGCUGUGACAUCUGAGAGGCAGUGACCGGUCUCCCUGCGUGGCCUUGGAUCCUGCACCCAGCCCCUUCACCUCCCUGUAGCCAAUGACCCACAUGAACCCAAUGAAACAAUCGCUCCCACCCACCCCGCAUGGUGAUGGUUCAUAUGCCUACGAGUCAGUUCCUUGGCAACAGAAUACCAAUCAGCCUGCAGGAUCUCUCUCGGUGGUAACCACUGUUUGGGGCGUCAGCAACACAUCCCAAAGCCAGGUUUUUGGAAACCCCAUGGGUCCUGGAGGAAACACGGCUGGCAAUCCCAUGAUGCCCAGCGUGGCCAGCAGUGGCUCUGGCAUGAACUCACCACAAUUUAUGGGACAGCAGCCUUUCCCUGAGGGUUCCACAGGCAAAGGUUACGUGCAACCUGGGAUGUACAGUCGCAAUUCGUACCCUGGAGGGCCAGGCUUCACCACAAGUUAUGCAGGGAGCCCAAACGGCCCAGGGGGAAUGGGCAUUCCUUCUCAUACUGGGAGACCCCCGUCAGACUUCACCCAAGCAGCCGCUGCAGCCGCUGUAGCAGCUGCGGCCGCCACAGCCACGGCCACGGCUACAGCCACAGUUGCCGCCUUGCAAGAAAAGCAGAGCCAGGAGCUGAGUCAGUACGGAGCGAUGAGUGCUGGGCAGCCUUUCAACAAUCAAUUCCUCCCUCAUUCGGGGCCUCGAGGACCAACCGGGAUGAAUCCAGCCAACAUGUUGAACGCCUCCGGGAUGUCACCCAUGAACAUAAACACAGCGAGGAGUCCCGCAAUGAGCGCCCUGUACGCUGGGCAGAGGAUGCCCCAGCAUGGCUACCCUACCCCACCACAAGGCCAGCAGAUACCCCGGCAAAGUGUCAAGAGGACUUACUCCAACGAGGGUUAUCCAGGACAACAGUAUAUACAAGGUGGCCAGUAUCCCUCUCAAGCCGGACAGUAUGCCACGAAUGUGCCUCAACCAUCUGCUCCAUCCCCCUCCUAUCCUGGUCACCGGUUGCCACUGCAACAGGGAAUGAGCCAUUAUCUCUCUGCCUCCAGUACUAGCGGCCCAUACUAUAAGCCUACUGAUCAGUUCAAUGGUCAAAAUGCCAAUUUUAAUGGUGGAAACUUCAAUACCUAUGGACAAGCUACUAUGAAUGGGCCGGGAAGAUCUAUGCCUGGUUAUCCAAGCUCUCCUUUACCUGGUAACCCCACACCUCCGAUGACCCCUGGAAGUAAUAUCCCUCCCUACAUGUCCCCAGGACAGGAUGUGAAGUCACCAUUCCUUCCAGACAUCAAACCUAAUAUGAAUUCUCUGCAUCCUUCUCCAUCUCCCAACAUGGGUUCUUUGCAUCCUUCUCCAUCUGGAAACCCUUGCGAUGAGUUGCGUUUGACCUUCCCUGUAAGGGAUGGUGUCGUGUUGGAGCCUUUCCGCCUCCAGCACAACUUGGCGGUCAGCAACCACGUCUUCCAGCUCCGGGACUCUGUUUACAAGACCCUGAUGCUCAGGCCUGACUUAGAGCUGCAGUUUAAAUGCUACCAUCACGAGGACCGACAAAUGAACACCAACUGGCCAGCCUCAGUCCAGGUCAGCGUGAAUGCCACCCCUCUGACCAUCGAGCGGGGAGACAACAAGACUUCACACAAACCCCUCUACCUGAAGCAGGUCUGCCAGCCCGGCAGGAACACCAUCCAGAUCACAGUCACGGCUUGCUGCUGUUCCCACCUUUUUGUCCUGCAAUUGGUGCACAGGCCUUCGGUCUUACUUUUCGGAGAAUCCAGCUUCCCGCCAGGGGUCACGACUGCCGGCACAUACAGUGCUUCGACUUGGAAUCCUAUCUGCAGCUAAAUUGUGAAAGGGGAACGUGGAGAUGUCCUGUUUGCAAUAAAACAGCCUUGUUGGAAGGGCUUGAAGUGGACCAGUACAUGUUGGGAAUCCUGAUUUACAUUCAAAAAUUCAACCUUUUCUGGAACUUACUCAGAUUCAUUCCCCACUGUGAACCCCGGCACCCCGACGUUAAAUGAAUUCAACCCUGGGCCUCCUCCCAUCUCCUACCAAUCUGACAUUCCGGGCAGCCUGCUGACCCCCGAAAAGCCAACUGGACAGAUGCCUCCAUCAAACAGGAUGGAUCCUUCUUCACACAAUCCCAUGCAACAGGGCCUAAAUAACCCCAACCUCGGCAAUCAGCCAGGCCAGCAGCAGCAGCAGCAGCAGCAGCAACAACAGCAGCAGCAACAGCAGCANAUUCUGGGAACAGACCCACAUCCGACAGUCAAGGCAGAAAAACAAGAGUUGGAUUUAAAUAUUGUUUAUAUUGGUGCUGAAGGUUCAGUCCCAGAAUUACUGGUCUCCAUUAAGCUUCUUCCUGAGCUGACAAAUCCAGAUGAGCUGCUGUCCUACCUGGGCCCCCCCGACCUUCCCAAUAAUAGCAACGAUGAUCUGCUCUCUUUGUUUGAGAACAAUUGA